This is a messenger RNA of Caenorhabditis sp. 36 PRJEB53466, 10616 nucleotides long. NCBI's taxonomy places the organism in Eukaryota, Metazoa, Nematoda, Chromadorea, Rhabditida, Rhabditidae. The record is from the annotation of a GenBank genome assembly.
AUGGAUGGUUUCGCAGAAGCCAACCAACUUCUCUCGUCGGCACUCGAGCAGCUCGAUGAUAUCAUUCGAAAUGGUGAGCAUCCUCUUUUUCAGUCCACUUCUAUGGUAACAUCAUAUUAUUUCUCUUUCUCAUAAAAUGCGCCUAAUAGUCGGUGUCGAAAUGGUUCAUUGCAUUGCAAAAAUGAAAAAGAAGAGGAGAGAAAAGAGGUCCAAAAUGAAAUGGUCAUAAAAAUAAGUGUGUAUGAGAGAGCGCACUUAUUUAUUUGACUCGCAUCUCGGAAAUUUGUUCGGAUCCUCAUAUUCAUAUUUUGCUGUUUCCUAUGAUCACUCAUUCCUAGGAUGUUGACACGUGUUUGGUACAGUCUCACUGACAAUGAGCAAGGUAAGUCGAGAAGUUUUGCAACUGGACAUUCUGCAACAGAAAGAACUUUUAACAGCAGAAUUUUUGGAAAAAUUAGCAGAAAACUCGGAAAAUGUUCCACUGGUUGCAAACAGUCCGGUUGUAAAACGUCUAGCCCUGACAGUAAUACUGAAAGUCAACAGUAGUACUACUUUUGACAUUGACUCAUUUUGACAGCACCAAAUCACCGUGCAGACCAAACGUUUUGGGCUGAAAUCAGGCAAGAACCUUUAAUUGAACAGAAACUAUGAUCAAGACCAAAAGAAGACGAAAAUUGACGCAAUAAAAUACAAAGAAUACCGUUUUUCUCGUCCUCAUCCUUCUCACCUUCCUCUCUUCAUCCCUCUCCCUGUUUUCACUGUUCCUUCCGAGGAGGCAUUCAUUUUCAUUGACCGGCGACAGUCGCCACCGCCGACCGCCGCCCCGCCGACUGGUUUUGUUGUAUUCAUAACGACCAGUAUGGUCUUUAGUGAAAAACGAACACGAGGAGGGAAGAAAGAGAGAGAGAGAGAGAGAGAGAGAGAAGUAUAAGGAUGGUAGAAGCGGCAAUAUUUGUAUUUUCAUUUUCAUUUCCAUUUCCAUUUUUGUUCCUGCUAGCCCAUUCCCUCAACACACACACAGUAGUCGUGCUAUUCUAUCCUCUUUUCCUGUUUUUUUUUCCUGUUAGUCGGUGUACUCUUCUAUUCCUACACUUUAGGCCCCGGAAUUGUUUUAUGAAAAAGGCUCGAAUGUCGUGUGCCCGCUUUUGUCAUUUCAUUUUCAGGCCCGGGAGUCAAAUGUCCUUGAGGGUCUUCGUUUCGGUUUUCGCGCCAAAAUUUCCGUUCCUCGCUCAAUUUCAAUUUCCCGCCGUGACAUUUUUUUCAAUUUCCCCCCCGCCACUUGGGACCAGUUUGAUGGAGAAUAGAAAAGUUGAGCACUGAAACUAAACUUUUUUCGUUUGUCUGGAAAAAAAAAGUCUUUCAAUUCAUUUCCCCUCCCAUUUCACCACUUGUUCCAUUUCUCGUCACUUUACUCUUUUCAUUUUCUUUGCCCGCCGAUUAGUGUUUGCCUGUUUGUGUACUCACUUCGCGCACCGCGUACUGAAUAAUGACAGAGAAGAUAACAACAAGAGGUAAACACGUUUUGGUGUCAAAAUGAGUCGUCUUGAAUGGUCCUUGAAAAAGACAAUCUUGGUCAUUCACCCGGGCACCAACAAAAUUCACACGCAGAUUUUGGUCGAGUGGUCUAAACCUUUCUUUUCUUUCCAGGCAACACAACUUCUCGCAGUACAACCACUCUUCCACCGCCAAUCAUCAAAAAGUCGUUUCGAGACCUUUUGCCUCCGCCGCCAGUGCUCCGAUCCACAUUUUCACAUAGGAUCAUGGAAAAUGGUCAUGGAAACAAGCACAUCAAUGAUGGUGAGUGAACCGAGCAGAAAAAGAGCGCAUAUGAGUCUGGAAUGCGAAUGCAAAAGAGUGUAUUUUUAGACAUUGACAAUGGAAAUGCCGAUGAUGAAAGAUCUACUCGCGAGAUGAACCGACAAUGGAUCAGUACCGACUGGAAACAUCGGACAGGUGUGUUUCGACCAGAAUUGUCGAAAAUUGGCCCAGCCCAUUUUAACCGAUCUGAAUUAUUAUCCAAGAAUUUUGUGAACAGUCAUGUUUCCAAAUCAGUUGGUUGCAAAACGUCCAUUGAUUGCUAAAUGCAAUCUAUUACCGACGUCACCCUCAGUUUCUCUAGAAUAACCCCAGCAUUUCUAGUACCUCAUUAUCGCAUUCUCUUAUUCUGUUUACCCACUUGUUCUGUGAUUCAGAACUCAAAUCUUAUAAUACUUCAUUUACGCAAUCCAACAAAUCUCUAGACAAUUCUCGCACUUCCUGGUGCAUGACUCAUUCUCACCUUUCGCAUCUUCAGACCUCGGCUCAGACGGUUCGUCAGGCGUCGAGUCGCCGCCUUCGGACCUGCCCACGUCAUCGUCCUCGUUGUUCAAUCCUCCACGCAUCUAUCAGGAGUUUGUGAAGGCCAUCGAUGAGCAUACAAUGACAGAGAGACCCGAUUUGGAAACGCGGCUUAAGAUUAUGCAUUGGGUGGCUGGAAGAACGGUGAGUGUUUGGAACUUUUUUGCGAAAUUUGCAUGUUUGUGACGUUUGCGCGUGCUGGCAUGUUGAAUUUUGUGGUGUUCAAUUGAAAAAUGAAUGGGUCAAUGAGAAAUUUGGUGGCCCGUCUUUGGAAUAAUUGGAAAACCCGAAAACGGGAGACGGGGGGAAGAGAAAGAGAGAAAGGCAAGCGGCUUCUCGUUUUUCUCUUCAUUUAUCUCUAAAAUGGUAGGGACCUCAUUUUUUGUGUGUUUUUUUUUCCGAAUAAAAUGUCAAGAAGACGUUCGCUUUCUUCCUUUCUUCUUUCCAACCAGAAAACGUUAUGAGGAAGGAAGAGAAGAAGAAGAAGAAGAAGUUAGUGUCCUAUUCCAAUGCAUCGAUGUCCAUUCUAUUCCCAAAAAAGAAACAACUAAGGAGAGGAAGAGAGAGAGAGAGAGAGAGAAAGAGCUGGGAGGAUAUGUUGCGGUUCUGUGACGACCGAUACUAACACAAUUAGCGGGACAGAGGUCCACCAAUACUCUGCUGUGUGUGUCCCUUCCAUCUUUCGGAGAGGAAACAGACGUUUCCUGAAGCUACUAUUCUCCAUUUUCUGUUCUCUGAUGUUCAGCAACCUGAGAACUUUCAAAUCUGAAAUAUAUCUGAAUUAAAAUGCUCGUCUAAAUUAUAAUGGGAAGUCUAAAGUCGGAGUCAAGUCCGAGUCCUUGAAAGUUUUCCAAACCCACCCAGUUGUUCUGUUUUCCUCAUCAACUGACAAUUACCCAAAAAAAACUUUGUGCGUAUGCAUGUGUCUUCCUAUUUUUUCGUCUUCUUCUUUUUUCCCCUCCAACUUCUUCUUCUGGGGGUGGACUUCGGAGUUGUCUCCCACUCCCACUCCCACAACUCGGUUUGCCUCCCACCACUAAAUCCUUUCCUCAUUUGGGAUUCUUUCCGAAAAGCACUUCUUUCGGGGACCGCUCUUCAUUCACUUAGUCUCUAUCAAAUCGCUAACUUGGAUCCGGUCAGAAUACAGAAUGAUCUUGAAAUGUUUUCCAAUUCUAUUCCCAUUCCGUUUUGUCGGUUUUCUGUUUUCUGUUUCAAAAAAAAAAAAACCAAAGAUCUUCCCAACAUUUACGUCAAAAACUGUUUUUUAAACUCUUUUUUUGAAGUCUUUCUUUGAUCAUCUCUUUGAAAAACAUUUCUUAAAUCUGUUUCACAGAAAAGCAUUUAAGGUUGUUGACUUUUCUAAAAAAUGUACAUUUCGAGAGCAUUCGAGCAUCCGGGCCUAGCCAGGCUGAAAUUUUGAUUUUGCAAGUAUGCCCAAUCUAAGUACUAGUAACCAUCUUUCAGUAAAACAUCCUCUUGGCCCAAGCCCAUUUCUCCUAACCGAACCAGGUCAUUUAUAACCAAAAGGCAUAUAUGUAUAUUCGGUUUUCCCCCCAUCUCAUUUUUCUUCUCAAAAACGGAAAGAUCUUUUUGGGGCAAUUUUCUGUUGCCUUGAAUGAUGGAAUGUAGGCCAUUCGUUUCCUUGUAUAGUUUUAGAUGACUCACGUAAAAUAGCGAGAAAAGUGUGAUGGUGAUAAGGUAAUUUUGGUUGCGAUCGCCUUAGGGGGUGGCGGUGUUUGUGAGUUGUGUUAGAACUUUUUAAUUUGUUGGCAAUUUUAAGUGGAGAGUAGUAUGAUCUUUUUUCGAAAAAUCUCGGAAGCCCCCCCCCCCCUAAAUGUUUGCCCAGCCACUAUUUUUGUUGCGAAUCACUCUCAGUUACAAUAUUGUCAAGUGCCCCUAUAUUUUUCGAGUCCUUGACGAAAAUCCUCUUGCUAAUGAUUUGUUCUGCGAGCCCUUCACAAGCAACAAGCAAAAAAACCGCUGACAAGUGACACUCAUAAUCAUUUCGGCACGUCUCUUUGAUCUGUCUAAAGCAACUUUACGAGGGGUGCGAAAAAGUGAUUCCUCUUGACAAAGAAGUCGUAUUCUCAUUUCUUGUCAAAAUGAUCAAUAAUGAUGGAUAGCGAACAUGAUAUACUUCUUUACUCUAUCUCUAUGUGUGUGUGUGUGCGUGCCUGCUCAGACUGAAGAGACUUCUUCAACAACACAAAAUUCUUUGUGUAGGGGAAAUCGUGAGAAGCUGGGCCCUGGCGGCUAUCUCUUCGCUCGCUCGCUCGCUCGCUUGCAGUAGUGAUUGAUCCGUGUGCGCCUGGAGGGGCCGUUUGUCUCUGUGAACAGUUGUCAUCACGCAUUCCACAGCGUGUCUGUCGACUCUCUCUCCAGCUCUCUUAUCAGUCGGAGCCCGCCGCCUGCAAAAAACGGGAGAGACCCACAGGAAGGACUAUAGUCCCCGUACACCCUCUCUAUCAUCUCAGCAUUUCAUAAAUUCAUAUUCGCUCUAUAUGUACUCGCGACACAGCAUCGGCGAUGCUCUGCCUUGUACCACUCCGGAAGACGUUUUGACAGUCAGUUCAUUGCAAAACUCACAAAUUGACGCGUUCGCUGGAGUGGAUAUACUGCGCAGUUCGGGCAGUGGCAAUAUAUUCAAGGAUAAUGGGUCAAUAAAACGGUGAGUAGAAGAUGAGCCCUUGCGGGGUAGGGGGGACAUGUUUCUCCAAUUUUCUCAAGUAAUCUACCCUCCCCACUACUAUGUAUUUGUGAUUGUGUCUAAGAGGGACCCGCAACUUGUACUUUUUCUAUUUCUGAAAGACCAAACAAACAAUUGGUCCACUCUUUCCUAAUGAUCUACAUCAUUACCAUUUAGACUGACCCAUUUCAAAAUGCAAUUGUGCCGACGAAUUCUCGAAAUUCUCAAAAAUUCAUGCAUAAACUCAAUUAGUGUUCAUGUGUUCUACUGUUCAGCCGUCAAGUCCUUCCCUAUGUGACCCAUUACUCCGAUUCCGGUUUCGGCUCGGCACCAUCAGCUGGAUCCAGCUGCUCAUAUCUUCCUCCGCCGCCGCCCUACCGUAUGCGGCCCGGAAGUGGGCCCACAAAACCUCAGCACAAGAUUCAUCGCAGUUUGAGUGAUUCCAAGUACACCGCGAGCCUGAUGAGCGCGGUUCCCAUGCCGCUUUUGUCCUCCAUGACGCCGUUGAAUGCGUUACAGCCAAGAGAUGCUCGCGGAGCAAGUUGGAUUAGUUUGGUUAGUAGGUGUGCGUUGAGAUUGCCGUGAGGUCCUUAUCAGCUUACUUGAACGGGCCGGGCAGAACUAAAAUGAAAAUUUUCGUCACGCUCAUUCCGGACAUCUGGAAAAUGAGGAAACUUGAACUGUAGCUUUGUUUUUCUGGUUACGACCAUGUUAUACUCUUUUCUUACUUAUCGAGAAAAAUAGCAUUUAUUUGAGCGAUUUUGCAACAAAAAACACUACAACUCUUUGACUGUUUUGACAAUGAACUUCCAGGCUGAAUAUUUGAAAUUAUUUAUGCUUAUUAGUCCUUGAUGAUUCCAUUGAAGUUGAAGAUUGUUGCUUCGCUCAAAAUGACAUCACGUCUCCUUUCCAAAAGUUCAUUGGGACCUCACAAACUUUGCAACUGCACCCUCGAUUUACUCUCUGUUUUUUCUCUCUCUCUUCUUCUAACCGAACCUAACUCAAUCCAUCCAAACCAAUUUCAACUUUUUAACGUGCAUCCCCCGCCGACUUUGUGUCCAUCAUCAAUUUAACAACUAACACAUGUUCCGGCAAUGAGUUUGAUCCACUAAUUCUUCGAAAAGAGUAGAAAGUGAGAGCGGAGAGCGGCGAGCGACGGGACCGAAUUGAUGAACGAUGUGACAGAGGAAGGGAAAAGAGAGAGAGAGAGAAAGGAAAUUGAGAUCAGAUCCUGCUUGAGGAAUGUGCGGAAUGCUGCUCCGUUUUGACAUGUGGACGCGAGAUGAAAAGACUCCAGCGCCGGGGUCCGAAACGCAAAGAAUUUCUCGCUAUCUGUUCGCUUUUUGUAGUCGGAUUGAUUUGACGAUCGGCCGAAAGGCUCUCGAGAAGCGUGUCGCGUCACAACUAGAAAUUAUAUUGCAAGAAACAUAAAAAAGGCAGAAAAGGGGACCCUCUAGAGCAAAAAGAAGAGAUAAUUAUCCGGUGCUGGGGGUGGAUGACGAGGGCGGUUGACAUUUUGGAGAUGAACGCAAAGCAAUCCCACACAUUUCAUCUUCUAUUAUCCCCGUUUUGGUUUGGGGCGAUUGAAAAGCAAAGCAAACAAUCCAAUCGGAUACGUAUAUCGUGUCCGUUGCGGAAUUAUUCAGUUUGAGCAAACAACUACUGACGUUGCCACAUCUACAAUAUCCACCAUUUUCUGCUUUAUUCUUUCUUGAUAUCAUUUGCUUCGACCAAAGCUCCAAACUCCCGAAAACCAAAAAAACAUUUCAGUUUUGUAACAUCCGAUCCGAAAUGCGGAGGAUAUAAUAAUAUGCAUCAAAUAUGGCACAAAGACGGGCCAAAUCGAAGGUCUAGUGAAAAAUAUUUUUAAAAAAAAGAACGUUGUGUUGUCUUAUGUCGUGUGUGUGUGUAUGUAUUGUCAAGUUGAAGAAUGCGGUGAGCAUGAGAGUGUGGAUUUGAUUUGAUUUUCGUUUUGUGUGCAAAAUCAACGUUCUGUUCGAAAAACGUCAUCUUUUGUUUUCAGAGCCCAUCGCCUUCGAUGUCAACGGUUUCGUGCCCAGAGUAUCCCGAGUUACAGGACAAACUGCAUCGAUUGGCAAUGGCCAGAGAUAGUUUGCAACUUCAGGUACCGUAUUCAAUUCAUGACCCCCAUACAAACGUUAUUUAGGUAUCUGUGCUAAGCGAACAAGUUGGGGCGCAAAAAGAGAAGAUCAAAGACUUGGAAACCGUGCUGGCAUUGAAAAGGAACAACCUGACGUCAACCGAAGAACUUCUUCAAGAUGUAAAUACACUUUUCCCUGUUUAGAAUAUCUAAUUUCACCAUGCAACUCAACUUUUUUAAUGUUUCAAUGUUAUUCUCUCUCAAAAAUCUCCCACAAACUCUGCAACCACCUCACUCACACUUUCCACAGAAGUACCAUCGUAUCGAUGAGUGCAAAGAGCUCGAGUCGAAGAAAAUGGACUUGUUGGCCGAGGUGUCUUCGCUCAAACUGCGUUACGCCACUUUGGAGCGUGAGAAAAACGAAACCGAGAAGAAGCUGCGUCUCUCACAGGUCCGUGUGAUGGGGGGAUGAUAUUCUUGGAAAAUUAGCCGAAAGGGGAGAAGGGUCAGGGGAAAAAUGGGCGGAUAAUGUGGUUGGUUCUGUGCACUUUAUUAAUCUCACUAAACCCCAUCCUUUCGUUCCAUUACUAAAUACCCACUCUUCAUUAAUGGAUCUGCUGGUCUUUUUUGCACUAGGUUCACAAGUUCUUUCAUAAUACUACGGUAGCAUGUUUUCGUGUUUGUCGUGCAGUUUCCAUCAAAUUCCAUUUCUUUAACUUUGACUUUCAGAGCGAAAUGGAUCAUGUGAACCAGUCAAUGCACGGAAUGGUGGUCCAACAACAACUUCAGCACCAUACCAACAACGGUCAUGCUUCUGGAGGCUACAUGGCGCCACUCCGUGAGCACAGAAGCGAGAAGCAUGAUGAGGAGAUGGCGCAGCUCCGAACCGCUGUGCAACGGCUGAUUGCUGACAAUGAGCACAAAUCCCAUCAGAUCAACUCGCUGCGAAGUGCGCUUGAUGAGCAGAUGCGGUCCAGAUCGCAACAGGAGGAUUUCUAUGCGGCACAACGCAACUACAACGGCCAUGACACGUUUGAUGUGAAUGCACAGAUCCGACGGAUUCUGAUGGACGAGCCCAGUGACUCCAUGUCGCACUCCACCUCGUUCCCGGUGAGCUUGAGCUCGAACAACAGCAACGGUAAGGCACCGCGGAGCACUGUGCAAUCGUCCUCUUCCUACAACUCAUCUCUAUCUGCGGUCUCUCCACAGCAUAAUUGGGCGUCGGCUGGUGCUGGAACACCACGUCACUUGCAUCCAAUGACUGGUAACCAACGGGUCAACAAUGUUUCGGCUACACAGUAAGACGAGAAUCAUUUGAUUUUUUAUAGAAAAAAUUGUUGUUGCAGGUACCGUUCUCCUUCCUCUCCGGCUGCACGGCAACUGGCUGCUGAGCUUGAUGAGCUUCGAAGGAUCGGAAACGAAGUUGCGGCGCACAAUAACUACUCCUCUGCCAGUUUGCCUAGAGGUGUAGGAAAGGUAAGAGCACUUUCAAACAGAUUUAUUCAAGUGGUACAAUCAAUGUUCCAGGCAUCAUCCACAUUGACACUACCUGCGAAGAAACUGUCGGUCGCGUCGGGAGCAUCAGCCGGUGAGUUGGGCGGUUCGAUGAGCUCUGUCGCUCAGCCGACGCCCAAACGAACUUACCGAGCACAAAUGAACCGAUGGAUCAACGAAAAACUGCGGCGGAAUAAGCGGGCGAUAAGCGCGCCGAAUUUAGGUAGAGAGCGAGAAUGACGGCACUGUUUUUUGUUCGGCGUGGCAUUCUGACAUUCUCUAACAUUCACGUUUUUAACAGACAGGCAAAAGAAAAGAGUUUGUGUCUGACUUGAUUUCCUUAUGUUCAAACCGAAAAAUUUUGCGUUCGUUGUAAUAUCCGCUAACAAUUAUUGUUCUCUUUCUCAAUCAGAUAUCAAGAAUCCGGUCCACAUUUGUCCUUGGUAACGUUCUCUUCCUACUUUUAUGUGUUUUGAAAAGAAAUUGGUUGAUUUUCGCUUACCUUGCACUCCCCCCACACGUUCGAAUCCAAGAGCAAGCUUUUUAACUGAGAAAACAACAUUAACCAAUUCCUUUUUUCGAAUUUCCAGUGCAUUUUUCUUCAAAAACCUUUUGUUUCAGUUGAAUCCGAUGAUGAAAUCGCGAGAGGGCGUAGUUUGAACACUACCUCGCAGCAGAAUCUCAAAAGUUUCUCGCGUGAACGCACAAGAUCAUCUCUGCGGAACAUCUUCAGCAAACUCACUCGUUCUACCUCGCAAGAUCAAAGCAAUUCUUUCCGACGUGGAAGCACCAUCCGAUCUACCUCGACGGCCAGAUUGGGGUCCACUACUCAUCUGGGAAGUGUUCCAAAACGGCCUCCACUUUCCCAGUUUGUGGAUUGGCGUUCCGAGCAGCUUUCCGACUGGAUCGCCGAGAUCGGAUACCCACAAUACAGCAACGAGGUGGCCAGACAUGUCCGAAGUGGCCGACAUUUUUUGAACAUGAGCAUGGGUGAAUACGAGGGAUUGCUGAACAUCAAGAACCCGGUGCAAAGGAAGAGAGUGGCUAUUUUGUUGCGGAGAAUCGAGGAGGAUAUUGUGGAACCGGCGAACAAGUGGGAUGUCCAUCAGACUCUUCGUUGGUUGGAUGAUAUCGGCCUACCGCAGUACAAGGAGGUUUUCGCGGAGAAUGUGGUCGAUGGACCGUUGCUGUUAGCGCUGACGGCGAGUGAUGCGGUCGAAAUGAAAGUGGUGAACGCUCAUCAUUACGCGACAUUGGCACGCAGUAUUCAGUUUUUGAAGAGAACUGACUUCCGUUUUGAUGCCAUGGAGAAGAGGAUGGAUCAGGUGAGCAUUUCAGAGAAGAUUACUGUAGCAAGGUAUUGUUUCCAGAACAUUAUUGAAAAGUACCCGUGCCCUGACGUGGUUGUGCGGUGGAGUCACUCGGCAACAUGUGAAUGGCUGCGGAAGAUCGACCUCGCCGAGUUCACCCCGAACCUUCUCUGUGCCGGAGUCCCUGGCGCCUUGAUGGUGAGAUUCGAUCUGAUUUGUCCUACUGACUGACUCUCACAAAUCUCCGUUUCAGAUCUACGAACCAUCAUUCACCGCCGAAUCGCUGGCCGAGAUUCUGCAGAUGCCGCCGCACAAGACGCUGCUGAGACGUCACCUCACGUCGCACUUCAACCAGCUUCUCGGACAGAAGAUCAUCGCCGAUAAACGCGAUUUCCUGGCCACCGGCAAUUAUCCACAAAUCUCACCGACCGGGAGGGUAAAGGUAUUGAAAGCGAAUGGGCGACGGGAGAACAAAUUGUGAGAGUUUCAGGUUGUCAAGAAGGGAUUCUCAUUGACCAGAAAGAAGACGAAGAAUGAAAUCUGUCUGGAGCCGGAGGAGCUGCUGUGCCCACAAAUUUUGACUCACAAGUAUCCGACUUUGGUGAGUUUCAUUUAAAAAGUUCAUGAAACAAAAAUUGUGCGUAUUUAGGCUGGAGAAACGAGUUCUCUGGAAUCAUCAAACGUGUAG